UCCGGUUUGCUUAGUAGACGGGUGGUGAUAUCACUGGUUCCGUACAUCGGGAAAGUGUCUCUAAAGUCGCCUGCAAAUUGGGAGUCAAGUCAGUAUUGCUAACGAAAGUGUCGUGUGGAAAGGCCACCGAGUGUACUGAUAAGGGGAACAACUAUUGCUGAACACUCCGGGUGUACUGUUUUCUUUGUGCAAAUCAAAUUUGGCUGGUUCACAACAAUAACGAUCGCAUUUUACGGUGAUCACUUGUAUACCAAUACCAACUACGACUUACAAGCGGUGUCAAGUUUCGCGAAUGUGAGAACACCACUCUACGUCGAUUACUAAGCGAACAACUUCCACUCCAGUUUUCAUAUCCAGUACCCUGUUAUCUACAUUGUAAACAAUGGCAGACGAAUUCGACGCUUGUGAAUGUUUCUGGAGCCAUGAAAUUGCGAUGCGGCGACUAUUGUCGUUGCUUCGACAGGGGCAGUCACAUUGCAACGACAGCGAAUGCACCGAUCUUCCCAGUCUCCCAGAGGUCAAUGGAGGAAUUAACUUCUUUCUAAUAAUCGUGGCGUUGAUUUUUAUGGCUGUUAUGUAUGUGAUGAGACCGGCUUCUCUCCGACGAGGAAAUGACCUCAACAAAGCACUACCACCUCCAUCAAACGAUGGACCCAAUAACGAUGGUGCACCACCUUCGGUAUCCUGAAAGAAUUGAUGGUCUCUCGCCAAUGAAACGCACAAAUGGAUAUAGAGGCAUUCCUCCGCAGCACUAACGAUGAAGACAGAGCGCUCUGGUUUUAACGUAUAGCGCAUUUUAUUUUCCCUUUCCUGCUACGAGCAACGAGCAUUGAAACCUUUAAAAACACACACACGCAACUGAUAGCAACCUAAUGUGUUGUUACUUAAACCAAUUCUUUGCAAUUUAACGUAUGUUUCCCAGUAUCUAAAGUUGAACUUAAAUGUGGCAAAAGCCCAUCGUAAAAACAAAAGAAGGAAACAAAUAGCGGCUUCGUAACAACACUUCCUAAAUGCCAAUCUAUUCACAAUUUUUAUUGAAAGGCGGAUCAGCACAAAACAUUUAUUUUAUUUUUAUUUAGCUUCAAAGAUUCCUUUUUCAGUAAUUAAUAAUUUUUUAAAAUCAAAACCUAUUCUAAGCGUUUGCUAGCAUCUCAAAAUGUAUCUUGUGGUAUCAAUUUGUUUCCGGUGAUAUUAAUUAUUAUUACUGUUCUGUUAUUUUGUUAAACAUUACUAAACAGUUUCAGUUUUUUAUUCAAUUCUUUUAUUACCAUCUCCCGUAAAAUGUUUCUGGUCAAUGAUGUGAUUUAAACAUGUCUGUGUUUAUUUUUGUCUUUGCUGCACGAAAUAUUUAUACGAAGCUAAAUCAUAGAUAGACCAAUUAUUCCACACAACUUUUUCUUGACUCUUUCCUAUCAACGGUGGUUGAUGUUCCGAAAUGUGUACAAAAGACAAACUAUAGGAGAUCGUUUAUAGUUCAAAUGGAUAGAGGAAAGCAGUUUCCAGUUCAUUAUGGAUGAAUAAAAUCAAGCAUUUUGUCAUGUAAAACACACAA
Messenger RNA from Anopheles coustani, 1552 nucleotides. RefSeq names its product small integral membrane protein 14. The record is from RefSeq and is a predicted model, not a curated record. Lineage: Eukaryota; Metazoa; Arthropoda; Insecta; Diptera; Culicidae. The transcript has 5 exons. Gene Ontology annotation, cellular component: endoplasmic reticulum. The coding region runs from base 383 to 688 and encodes 101 amino acids.